GCAAGCACGAUGUUGCGCCGCGCCACCGCCUCCCUGGUGCCCCGGCUGCUGGCAGAGGGAAGCCAGAGCGCGGCGCCCCUGGCAGCGGCCAGCCAGACCCUCGCCUGGGUCCAGCGACCCUACUCCACGGCCUCCACGGAGCUGGCAACGGCGGGAAUGCCGCCGACGGUGUAUGCAAUGAAGAACCCAACCCCGGCUAUCAGCUAUGACACCUCCAACCACACCCCCUACCCCGUGGGCGACCCCUCCAAGCGUGCCUUCACCUACUUUGUGCUGACUGGGGGCCGCUUCAUUGGCGCGGCAGCAGUGCGCCUCGCGGUGCUCAAGUUCCUGCUCUCCAUGACCGCCACCAAGGACGUGCUGGCGAUGGCCAACCUGGAGGUGGACCUUUCCAACAUCCAGCCCGGCCAGACCGUGACGGUCAAGUGGCGCGGCAAGCCCGUGUUCAUCCGUCACAGGACCGCUGCCGACAUUGCUGCUGCCAACGAGGUGGAUAUCAGCAAGCUGCGCGACCCGCAGCCCGACUCGGCACGCACCAAGGACCCCAAUUGGCUGAUUGUGCUGGGCGUGUGCACGCACCUGGGCUGCGUGCCGCUCAACAAUGCGGGCGACUACAAUGCCUGGUUCUGCCCCUGCCAUGGCUCUCACUACGAUUCCUCGGGCCGCAUCCGUAAGGGGCCCGCCCCCUACAACCUGGAGGUCCCCGAUUAUGUGUUUCUGGAUGACGGCAAGGUGCUGGUCGGCGCCAACCAGGCAUGA
Molecule: messenger RNA, 759 nt
Organism: Chlorella variabilis
Lineage: Eukaryota; Viridiplantae; Chlorophyta; Trebouxiophyceae; Chlorellales; Chlorellaceae
Exons: 5
Coding region: 10-759 (249 amino acids)
Biological process (GO): mitochondrial electron transport, ubiquinol to cytochrome c
Cellular component (GO): membrane
Molecular function (GO): quinol-cytochrome-c reductase activity; 2 iron, 2 sulfur cluster binding
Source: RefSeq, a predicted model, not a curated record